AUGCCUGCAGACAUAGACAACAAGCCUGCGAGCAGCGAAACUGGUAACAAUAAAGUGAAUAACCAGGGGAAAGGCGUCUCCAUUAGCGAUGGUGAUUUCAGAAAAUUGGAUCAUAGGGGUCUGUUAUCUAAGCGGGAAAGACAGAACAUAUCCUGUCGUUCAGAUACUGUAUUGAAAGCCCAUGAGGACUUAACAAAAGGGGAUGGAGGUAUCAGAGAUUUGAGUCAUGCCAAGGAGAUGAUAAGAAGAUUAUCGAAUGACACAGGUGGGAAUGUUACUGCCACCAAAUCACAUUUCCAGCUUUCUUCGACUGCAUACGGUGUGCGUAUGCUAUCGAGAGAUAUUUCGAAUACAAAAGUUGAGCUUGAAGUUGAAAACCUUCUCAUUGUUACCAAAAAACAUGACGUUUCAUUGAUAUACUUGACAAGAGAGCUGGUGGAGUGGUUGCUGAUUCAUUUUCCAAAGAUCACUGUUUAUGUGGGCAAAGAAUUCAUCAAUUCUACAAAGUUUGGUGCUGAGGACAUUUAUAAAGAUAGUAAGUGUCGUGAGAGAAGGAUCAAAUACUGGGAUCGAGAAUUUAUAGCCGAACACGAUAAUUUUUUUGAUUUAAUUGUUACUUUGGGUGGUGAUGGUACUGUCCUAUUUGUUUCAUCUGUUUUCCAGAAACACGUUCCUCCUGUCUUAUCAUUCUCACUUGGUUCGUUAGGAUUCUUAACAAAUUAUCAGUUUGAAUACUUUAAAGAAGAUCUUCGAAAUAUUUUGAACAAUAAGAUCAAGACCAAUCUGAGGAUGAGAUUACAAUGCACUAUAUACAAAAGACGUCCAACUGUUAUCGACAAAAACACAGGCAAAAAAAUCUGUGUAACUGAAAUCGUUGCAAAACAUCAAGUCCUAAACGAAUUGACUAUUGAUAGAGGGCCAAGCCCAUUCAUCUCCAUGUUAGAGCUAUAUGGUGACAACUCACUGUUAACAGUUGCCCAAGCCGAUGGUAUAAUUAUUGCCUCACCUACGGGUUCAACGGCAUACUCGUUGAGUGCUGGAGGUCCGCUUGUGUAUCCCACUGUCAAUGCUAUUACCGUCACACCGAUAUGUCCUCAUACAUUGAGUUUCAGACCCAUUAUUUUACCUGAUAGUAUGAAUCUAAAAGUAAAAGUGUCAUUGAAAUCCAGAGCAACGGCAUGGGCUGCAUUUGAUGGUAAAAGCAGGCUUGAAUUGAAAAAAGGUGAUUUCAUCAAAAUCCAAGCAAGUCCUUAUUCAUUCCCUACCGUAGAGGCCCACUCCACAGAAUUCAUAGACAGUAUUAGCAGAACUUUGAAUUGGAAUGUGAGAGAACAACAAAGGUCUUUCACCCACAUGCUCUCGCGUAAGAAUCAAGAGAAAUACGCAAGCGACGCCUGUAAUGUCGAUGACGGGGAGGAUGAAGAAUUUGACGAGGAAUUACUGCUAGAUCCAGCAAACGAAGAAAAUGAAGAUACCACAGUAAACGAUGAUAUAGAAAGCGAAGAUGCCAUCGAAGAGGAGCCGUUAGUGGCAACCGUAUCUUCCACGAUGUCAAGACGCACAUCUAUCGAUAACAGACCGCCACAGGCCAAUUUCACUAUUUAG
Messenger RNA from Zygotorulaspora mrakii, 1605 nucleotides. RefSeq names its product NADH/NAD(+) kinase (gene YEF1). The transcript has a single exon. Gene Ontology annotation, molecular function: NAD+ kinase activity. The record is from RefSeq and is a predicted model, not a curated record. Lineage: Eukaryota; Fungi; Ascomycota; Saccharomycetes; Saccharomycetales; Saccharomycetaceae. Gene Ontology annotation, biological process: NAD+ metabolic process; NADP+ biosynthetic process. The coding region runs from base 1 to 1605 and encodes 534 amino acids.